GCUGUGGCGCAGGAGGAGGAGGAGGAGGAGGAGGAGGAGAGGUGCACCGGGAGGACAAGCUGCCUGAGAGAAAAAGAAAACAGGCGCAAAAAGCAAGGAAGAAGAGGAGCAGAUCCACGGGAGAUCACUGAGGGGAGAGGAGAAGUCAUUCGGAGCAGAACAAGGACACUGAGGGGGGAAAGUGCAAACGAAGCCUUGCCGGGCGGCGGGGAGAAGUGGAAAAGAAGACGAGGAGGAGGAGGAGGAGGAGGAGGAGACGCAGCCUGACGGGAGGUCGGGCUUUUAGAGCUCUACUGGCACGAGAGCACAGCGGAGGAGGAGGAGGAGGAGGAGGAGGAGGAGCGCGAGGGCGAGUUGAUGGAUUCGAUACCGGGAGAGUAUUUUUAGAAGGAGCGGGAGACACGAGUGAGGAAUAUCGAGAUUAGAGAUGCUGCCUUUGAGUGGGGGAGAAAAAACUAGGGAGCAGAAGGAGGAGAAGGAAGAAGAAGAAGAGAGAGUAAAAGGACACGGAGAAAAGAGGGAGAGAUGUUGAGAUCGGUGUCACAGAAGAGAUUAUCCCUGGUCUGGUUUCCCCCCGCAGGAAAGUGAGUGUGUGGGUCUGUUUACUUGCGCCUCCUUCUCCAUGUGAAACGCGUGUUGGUGUGUGUCUCUCACUGUGACUGUUGCGCGCGGAGAAGCGGGUCUCCUCUCCUCGCGCGCAGCUGCCCCGUGGUUUACCUGCAGGACUUAAGAGAUGGAAGCCAUGUGCGGCGCGAGGCGAGGAGCACACCAGUGACCCCCCCCCCCCCCCCCCCCCCCUUCCUCUCAAAGAGCACUGGAUACUCUUGAAUAACAUUGACAAGGAGCCCAAAAGAACACACUCCCGUAACUCAGGAGAAGAGAAACUACACCGCUGGAAACAAGGCAAGCCCCCCUCCAACUUACUGCACCACACCGACCAAACCCCCCCUGCGCUGUCGUCACGUUAAUUUCAUUACCUUCUCUUCCUUCAUUUGCUUUUUUUUUUCACCCCCUCCCUGCCUAACUCUUGGUAUUUUGUAUUCCAUCCUCUCCUCUGCCUCUCCCCUCCCCUCCCUCUCCUUCUUGCCUCCGCGCUCUCUGUCUCAUCCUCUCUUGUCUGCUGUCACGCCGGCUGCAGUCAGUCAUGUAGAAGCCACCUGACUCGGAGCACAUUUGCCCAUCUACAUUUAUUUUUUGCCCCCCGCCACCCCUCUUCCCCCGCUGAGCUGGAUGAUUGGCGCUUAGCGCUCUCGGAUAGAGGGACCAUGGAGAGAUGACCAACAAGUAGCUGCAGCCAAGUUAAUCCGAGCCCCACCAGUGGCGGAAACACGCUGAUUACCUUUGGGUGGGGGGGUGGGGGGGCGUUUGCGGGUACUCGGCCCGAAAUUUAGACUCUCUACAGUUAAGACCGACGCAGAUCCAGGUGUGGACUACAACAGUGGAUUUAUCCUGGAGCUACAUGUGGGCUCCGGCCCCUGAGGCCUCGCCGGGAAAUGAAGCCUUUCCCGCGGCUGUAGGAGCGCUGUGGGCAGCAAUGGCCCUGGAGGGGCGCUGUCUCCGCCGGGGAUCCCCCGCCAUGCUCCGAAAGGGUCGUCAGCCGCGUCCUACAAAGCCAACUCUGGCCCGGGUCACUUCCACUCUGCUAUCAAGGACGCGCCUGCACGGCCUGAGGCAGGUUUGCGUCCCCGGCGGUUCCGUUGGCCGCAGGGCCUUUUGGCUCCUGGCUCUCUGCACCUCGCUGGGGCUGCUCGUAUCCUGGUCCUCCAACCGCGUGCUGCACUGGCUUUCUUUCCCCACGCACACGCGAGUCCACACAGAGUGGGCAAAAGAACUGGCCUUCCCUACGGUGACCAUCUGCAACAACAACCCCAUCCGCCUCUACAAGCUCACCAAGAGCGACCUGUAUUUCGCCGGCCACUGGUUGGGCCUACUGCUGGCCAACCGCACGGUGAGGCCGAUGAUUCUGGACCUGCUUCAGGAGGACCGCCGGGCCUGGUUCGGGAAGCUGUCGGACUUCAGGCUCUUCCUGCCACCCAGAAACUUUGAAGGAACCAACCUGGAGUUUAUGGACCGUCUGAGCCACCAACUGGACGACAUGCUCCUCUCAUGCAAGUACAGAGGACAGCCCUGUGGCGCUCACAACUUCUCCUCUGUGUUCACCAGGUAUGGGAAGUGCUACAUGUUCAACGCCGUAGAGGAAGGGAAGACGCUCCGCACCACCAUGAAGGGAGGGACAGGAAAUGGCCUGGAGAUCAUGCUGGACAUCCAGCAGGAUGAGUACCUGCCGGUUUGGGGGGACACAGAGGAUACGGCGUUCGAGGCGGGUGUGCGUGUGCAGAUCCACAGCCAGGCGGAGCCCCCGUUCGUUCACGAGCUGGGUUUCGGCGUGGCCCCCGGCUUCCAGACCUUUGUCGCCACACAAGAGCAGAGGCUGACUUACCUGCCUCCCCCGUGGGGAGAGUGCGAAUCCAAAGCUCUGGAGUCGGGCUUUUUCCAGGUCUACAGCGUAACGGCCUGCAGGAUUGACUGUGAAACGCGCUACAUCGUAGAGAACUGCAACUGCAGGAUGGUGCACAUGCCUGGCGAUGCCUCUUACUGCACGCCGGAGCAGUACAAGGACUGUGCCGAGCCGGCCCUCGCCAAACUGUCGGCUGUGGAGAGCAGCAACUGCAUGUGCAGGGCGCCGUGCAACAUGACCCGCUACAACAAAGAGCUGUCCAUGGUCAAAAUCCCCAGCAAGACCUCGGCCCGUUACCUCCAGAAGAAGUUCAACAAGUCGGAGAAAUACAUUACAGACAAUAUCUUAGUGUUGGAUGUGUUCUUCGAGGCUCUGAACUAUGAGACCAUCGAACAAAAGAAAGCUUACGAGGUCGCAGGCUUGCUGGGUGAUAUCGGGGGCCAGAUGGGUCUGUUCAUCGGAGCCAGCAUCCUGACCAUCCUGGAGCUGUUUGACUACGCUUAUGAGGUGGUGAAAGACAGAUUGCUGGAUUUACUGAGCAAAGAGGAGGAGGAGGAGAGUCAUGGGGAGGAUGUGAGUUCCUGUGACCCAGUGGCAAACCACUCGGACUCCAUCAGCCACACGGUUACAGUCCCCUUGCAGACGACGCUGGGCACCUUGGAGGAGAUUGCCUGCUGAGGCCCUCCCCCCCCUUGUCCCUCAGUGCCACACCCGCACAGCGGCCGCCUCCACUUGGUGGCACCGCAUCCUCUGUUGGGGCAUCGUGCAGGUUCCUUGACAGGGGACAGGAGGACAAGAACAGGGACUGGCCUGAGGACAGCACUGCAUUCUGUCAAAACGCCCCGCCUGAGGCACUAAUGGGGAUUAAGGAGCUGUCGGCCGGACUUAUCGGCCCCCUCUGUCAGCCUGCACUGUACUGCAGUGGGAGCGUGGCCUCCAUUAUGCCGGACCGGUCUGUGUCCCCACACGCGUGCACAAAGAAAACCAGAAGCCAGGUGGGACAGCAACCCAUACAGAGGGAUUAGCCCAUGUGCACAUGUAACAAACACAUUAACAUGUUGCGCACUGCCAAAUGAACUGUACAAACUUGGUUUUGAACUGCAUGCGUCAAUCUAUCUUGCUCUCGUUUGCCGAUGCAAAUGCUGGACCGCAGUGUUGCUUUACUGUACAUGUGUGCCAUCCGUCUCUUUCUCUUUGCAGGACCGGCCUUUGACAAAGGCCCAGGUGAGAUAUCAAGCUUCGAAUGUACAGAUUGAACAUUAGGUGGCGUAAAAUCAUGGGUUAGAUAACGGGAUACCCUUUUGAAAAAAUAUUUUAAAGAGCAAUUCAUCACCUCUUAGUUGAUUGCCUUGAAGGGAAAGGUGGUUGGGGAUGUGUGAGCAGUUUGAAGUUUUAACUCUGAAAAUAGUGAAAUCCAAAUUUUUUUCAGUCUGCAUUUUGCAUAUUUUUUUCACCCGUCAGUUUUAGUUUAGUCAGUUUACUAAAAGGCAUGUUUGCUACGUUGCUCCAGGGGUGUUAAGCUGUUCCCUACAGACAUCUUUAAAGGGAUGUCAUACUCCUACUGUCAAUUUAUAUGAAUAAAUUGCUUCUAGCUGCUGCACCUAAACCCAGAGCGCAGCUAACAGAAUCUAAAUUUGUUUGCCUGCCAGACGGCCGUGUUCAAAACACUGCUCCAGUAACUUUGCCGAGACUGUCAAACCAUUAUUUAAUGAAGAGAAUGUGCUUUCAGACGGCUACCACCACUUUAUCAAAGGUUGCCUCAUUUUGACUUUCACCAACUAGAAAUAAUAAUACAAUUAAAACAUUUUUUAUGAUAUAAAGUAGCAUAAGGAGGGUUCCGCUCCGAGUUUUUUUCAUAUAAGGUCUGUGGUAUGUGGGAUUUUUUUUCUCAAAAAAAUGGGCACCACAAUUAGAUUUCAUCAUAAGGAAAUUGAAUAAAACAUUCACUGGAGACGCGUUCAGGUGGGAAUGUCAUGUAACAGGCAGUAGCAUUUUGAGGGAAGUUGAAUGUCAUGCUUACCACAAAGGGAAAACUUUUGUAUGAGCACCAGGUUUCUUUUUCGAUUCAGGUCUCUCCGAAACCUUUCAGUGUCCUCGGAAAAUAGCGGCGACAUAUACGGCUUCACACCAAAAGCAAUUGUGUGAGAAAAUGUGGAGGAUUUAGUCAAAAUGAGUCCAUGUUCACUCCGGCUUGGUCUCUGUCGUCAUGGUAAUGUACAUUACAGGUAGGAAUGAAUUCAAGUGCUUUGUGAGACUAUUUGAGUUAUGAUUUCCCAUCUGUGACUCAACCUGCUGUCCGUGUGUACUAUCUUAUGUUGUGGCUUCAGAGCGACACAAACUUACCUGCAGGGGCGUCAAACAAACGCGUCUCGCUUCUCUUGGUGGUGACGACGAUGGCUGAUUCUUGGCUCUACUUUGUUGUUAUCGCAAAAUAGCUUUUUCUCAUUUUGUGAUGCAACAUUCAGUGUGUGUUUUUAAUGUAAAACAAUCAAAUUAAAAGAGUUGUUUUGCA
Messenger RNA from Gasterosteus aculeatus aculeatus (three-spined stickleback), 4970 nucleotides. RefSeq names its product acid-sensing (proton-gated) ion channel 2 (gene asic2). NCBI's taxonomy places the organism in Eukaryota, Metazoa, Chordata, Actinopteri, Perciformes, Gasterosteidae. Gene Ontology annotation, cellular component: plasma membrane. The record is from RefSeq and is a predicted model, not a curated record. Gene Ontology annotation, molecular function: ligand-gated sodium channel activity. Gene Ontology annotation, biological process: sodium ion transmembrane transport.